AACUUGAUCUAUCCGAGCAGUGUACACGGGGUGUACACGCGGGGUGUACACACAAUAUACACACGAUGAAGUCCCCGCUGAAAUCGUUUACGGAAUACCUUGCGAAGGUAGACCGGCCAUGCCUGAACACAUGUGCAGACCGCAGGGAAGCAAUAACUAAAAUGCUGAUAGCCACCUACACAAGACUGCGGCUACGUAUCCAUUUACGUCAGUACCCAGCCACACGUGCCGGAGAUCACGGAAGUAAAACUUGUGCUGGUGUUAGUUUAACUUAAAGACGCUGUAAUAAGUAUGAACUUUUCGUAUACAUGCACAUAAGCAUGAGAAAAAAGUUUAGUGUAGUAAUCAUAAGCAGCAUUAUAACUGCAGUGAAGUGUGUUCGUUAUCAUAUUAAACAUCACGUAUUUGUGGAUCAAGGUAUUAAAUCAUUGUUUUUGCUUGCGCCUAAGCCUUCAUGUUUUGAUUGCAUGGUGUACGCAUGACAGUUGGCAGCCAGGUAAUCCUAUGUCACCACGGCGAAGAAUAUUGCUAGUGGACGUAAUCAUGCCGUGCAUCCGUAGUUGAAUAUGCAGCAGUACCUUUCCUUCGCGUACUUCUCCUACUUACCGCUAUGUCCAUAUCUAAGCGCAACGACAGCAAGUUCACGACGGCGAGAAGUUGCCCGCCGUGCUCAUCUAACGUUAAAAAAAAAAGAAAGAUAUCCGAUAUACCUUCGCUAAUCGUCUCGAAAUAGCGAAUGCGUCACCAAAUCUUUACUCCUAGUUUUCAUCUACCCUAGAAAAGGAAUAAUUAUCAAAGGUAAAGGCCCAUACAAGCCCCCACUGCUAGCGGGGCCAGCACAUUCAAGGCGCGUCACGCAGCCAACGCGCGCACCGCGACCAGCGUAUGCAAGAAAAUGGCGGCCGCGCUAGCAGACGACGUGGUUGUCCUCACCCUAAACGGAGCGCGGGUGCCAUGGCGGGUGCACAUCGAGGCACCCUACAGUUGACACAACGCUAGCGCCAUCUCACGCGUGGUUUGCGUACACUUUCGGCGUUUCGAGGCGUCCUUCCUCGAUGUUGCCAGCCAGAGGUUUCUGCAUGUCUUAUAUUCAACUGCGUGCGGCGAUAAAUCAGCGUGCCAAAUGUCGUACCACAUCCCAUACGUGCUAAACUACUACGUGCCUAGUCUUAAUCGUUACCGCUGAGCGCGGUCACAGUACCGUGUUGCCGUAUCGGACAUCGUGGGAAAGUGUUCCGCUGUCACUUGUCGCAUUGCUACACUUGCGAGCUGAGUAUGACUCUUCGUCUCGGAUUUGCUCUGGUUUAAGGAAAAUACGAGUGGGGCAUGGUUGUUGCUCCUGUGGCCGCCCCAGACGGGCAAGGAAGGUGAUGGGCGUUGCUACGAAAGAGAGGCAGCCCCCCGGAUGCCCCCAUGCAAGCCCCUGGGCACCACUGUAGGGCACACAGGGGACGUCAUGGGGGUGGGUGCGUCAUCUCCAGACCCUCCCCAGAUUCCUCCCGAGAUGGGGCGGAAGAAGAGGGGAGUGGCACCGCUGCUGACGCUGCGGAAACGUCUGGCACGCCGCCGGUGGAGAGCCAGCAAGGGUUUUGAUCACGCACAAGUCUUUAAUGACUUCCUCAACUCGGCUGGCUGGACUGUGCGAGAGGUGGCAGCACUAGUACACGAGUACGAAGCCACCGCUGCCCUGAGAGAGCUGACAGCACAAGCCGACGCUGCCAGAUCCCCUGCACGAUCCUGUCGGGCUGACCUGGGCCGCCUGCUGGAGUCCCGACUGUGUGCCGACGUGACGCUUGCUUACCGAGGCACUGCGUUUCCAGCCCACCGUGCCUUGCUCUCGGCACGUUGCCCUUUCUUUAGGGACCUGCUGUCGGAAGCUGGAGGAGGACCACGGCAACAAAUGAUGGUGGUGGAGAUGGACAUUCCAGGCGUUGGGGUGGAGCUGUUCGGGGACCUGCUGCGAUACCUAUACACGGGCGAGCUCAGUGUGGCCGGGGAGGCCGGCAGCAGCGCCGCCCUCUCGACAUUGCUGCGCUUGAGCGAGCAGUUUGGAGUGCCAAACCCAUUGGCGCACGACCUUCGCAGGAUGCUCGAAGGGGGACACCUGGCGGACACCAGCCUGGUGUGGGAGGUGCCAGGCAGCGGAGGGGGCACAGAGCAGGAGGCCGAGUUUCCUUGCCACAGGGCAGUGCUGGCGGCACGGUGCCCCUUCUUCCGUGGCGUGAUCCAGCGACGGACCACCACCGCUAGUGGCAGCGGUGCAGCGUGUGACGCGGGAGGGACCACGCCUGGCGGUCGCAUGCGUGUAGUCCUUGACGCCGGUGUGGUUCCCGUGCGGCAUGCACGUGUCCUGCUCUGGGCUCUGUAUCAGGACACAGUGGACUUGUCCAUGCUGCCUUGUUCAUCUGGUGGAUCGUUGGCCGACGAGUUCAUGGAACUCUAUCAGGUGGCACGGCUCAUCGAGGUGGACUCGCUCGCUCAGGCCUGCGAGGAUGCCCUGGUGGAACUGCUGGGCCCGGACACCCUGUGCGGAGUGUUGCAGUGGAGCGAGCAGCCACACGGCUCGCCCUGGGUGCACCGGCAGGCCAUGGCCUUCCUGGCCGAAGAGUUCUCGGCACUGGCAGUCACCCCACUGCUCUUCCAACUCACCAAAGGCCAGCUGCUCACCCUGUUGCAGUCGGAUUGUCUGCAGGCAAGUGAGCUGGAGAUCCUGGUGGCUGUACUCAAGUGGGGAGAGCAGCAGUUGCUCAAGAGGAUGGAAGAAAGAGAGCCGAACAUAGUAAGCCAGACAGCACACAGCGUUGCCAGGCGUGGUGCCCGCAGCCGGCGUGACCUACUGAGUGACGGUGAACUGCGAGACUUGCUCUCUGAGCUGCUGUGCCAUGUGCGGACAGCGCAUGUGCUUCCCCCGGCCGCGGAUGCCCUGCUGUCGGCCCAGAGGCGUGGCCUUUUUCCCCGCCCACCACCAUGUAUGCUGGGAGGGGAGGAGGCCCCGCCCUCCAGGGGAGCUGCUUCCUGGUUGGCAGGCCCUCGGCCUCGCCUCUUCGCUCCUUAUGUGGAAGAGGCUAAGGCUUGGCUGGAAGAUCAGCUCUCCCAGGAGCAAGCAUUGGGACCUGUGUCACCGAGCCCGUGGCCCCCACACCUGUCGCACAUUCCAGACACACUCUACAUGGUGGACAAGGGGGCUGCGGGGGGUUUCCGAGAGGCUUGUCCCUGUGUCCCUCAUGGAGGUGCCCCUGUACCAGCUGUGCGGCUGCCCGAUCCUUCACUGCCAGUACUGAGUGAAGAGCUGCUACGGCAGAUGCGGCAGCGGGAGCAGGAGUUGCGCCAGGGGGCGGCCCGCGCCUACUCGCUGGGGGCCAAUCGCUGCGCCAUCAGCCACCAGUUGCAGCUGCGUGUGGUGCGGGAGGCAGGGCUUCCCGACCAGGCUGCCACCUUGCUCGCUCAGGCCCCGCCCCCAAAUGAGGACUGGACCCCCGCAUCUAUGACACAAGACCCCCUGGACCUCAUGGUGGCGAGGCCUGCCACUUCGGCUCGAGCUCCACCAAACCCCAUCUUGGUCCCGCCUUCACGAGCGCCGCCUCGGCGCUUGGCUCCACCCUCCGACCUCAGGCUUCACAGGCAGCCGCACCUGGGGAGGAGGGCACUGCGAUUGGCCGAGCUGCAGAGUGAGAACAGCAAUCUCAGCAAGGUGAUCCCAGACAUCGCCAUGGCGACAGCGACCCUCGAGCACCUGGACCUAGCCGAGUCUGACAAGGACAACUAUGGCUGUGAGGCUGAUGACCUGUCCCCCGUACACAUGCUUGUCUGACCCCUGCCACAGCCGCGACGCCGGCACAUCAGUCUCCCGUCGCAGCAGCAGCAUCAACUUCUGCACCCCUCGCCACUCUGUGUGCAGCCAUUAUGCUCCUUGGGCGGCCAGUGUGCGCACCCUCGUGAACAACGGUUUCUAUCAUCGGCCACAUCAUCUAAGCCGUCUUAUGUGUUCAACAACCCUCCCGGACUACUGUUGCCAACGUCCCGGUGGCCCCUUGUACAGUCUCGUGAUGACAGCUUUGAGGAACUAGAGAGACACACCUCAUCGUCGUGGCGUGUCAGGGACAGCUUUUCUUCAUUGGGACGUCGUCCACUGCCCGUGCGUUCGCAGAGACCAUGGUUUGCAUCUGGUGUACACGACCCUUCUUCCAGAGCCAGGAGACACUGACCUGAGAGAUAUGGCAGCUGCCUCUCUGAAGCUGAUAGCAAGAGGAACAGUGUGACAUUGCGAUUUAUGGGACGCUCUUUGUUUGUUAAAACUGUUAUUGCUCGACAACAAUUCUUUUCUUUCCGUCUGCUAUUUAUUUAUGAUUCAGUCUUCCACUGCUCUUCAGACACAGUGUGGUGUGUAAAGUUUAAAUAAGUACCUUGUUGAUUGCCGGUUAGAAACUCUGUGUUGUCCCAAGAGGUUAUGUAAGCAAUGCUGGCACAAAAGCUCUGGAUUUAGGUUCUGCCAUGUGCAAGGAUGCUUGUACAAAGAAGUCCAAUCCAAUGUUUCAAGAUAUUUGUGUUCAAGCUUGAAUUUUUUUAAGAUAAGCUGUACAAAGUUAUUUUGGAUGUGACGAUGGCUGUCAUUCUUGAAAUGAUUUCUUUGAUAUGCGAGAUUAUUUAACAAGUAUGCCUUUUAAUACUUUUUUUCUGUUACAGUAGAUUUGUUUUGACACAAACAUGAGGUGCAUUGGAAAUCUUGUUGCCUGAUCAAGCGUUCAGAGGAGGCUUUACUUCAGGAGCUCAUAUCUAAUCUAUACAGUACACUUAAACCUCGUUAUAGCAAAGUCAGAUUCAUCAUAAAUAUACCUUCGUUAUAUGCGAUAGUUGUUAUCAGCACACAAUAAAAAAAAGUUGCAAUCAGGUCUCUUGGAAAGAAAUGCAAGUUUGACGCCUCCCACAGGCCAGCAAAUGGCCUCGAGUAAAUUUUUAUAGCCCUUUAGUGGCUUGCCAUGGCAAUAUGUGGCACAGGAACCACAGGAAAUUGUAUAUGUGCACCUUGACACAACCAUGUGAUCAGUGUGAUCACGUGAGAUCAGCGCAUUGGCCUGCGAGCUGCAGCCAAGCCAAGCCGCUUGGCGAAAUUCGAAGCAUGCAUGUCCAAAAUGUGCAGUUUCAUAUUGCUCUUGUUGAAUAGCCGACCGCUGAGUUUUUGGACACAAUGGGGUCCUCAACUUUGCUACCAAGGUGACUACCUAGCGAUUUGCUACCAAGUCUGGCUCAUAGAUCUAUCUCCCUUGAUCACCAAUGAGGUCUCCAAGUACUAACACAUUGACGAGCUUCUCUUGACGACUUGUCGCCAGCCAUUUCACCGUCUGUCAGCAAAUUUUCGUUAAAGCUGUAGUACUCCUAAGUUGCUAGGCCUAAACAGCGCCGCUUUGUUGAGGGCCUGCAAUCAAAUUUUCAGUUUGGUGCUGAGUCGAUGUGGUGGCAACUUUGUCCACGGCUGUUCUGCUUAUGACAUUGCGUGCGCAGAUAAUGGAAAAAUUGAGCAGCACAUUGUGCAAUGUCCACAAUUUUGGUUGCCUUAAUACAACUGGUUCUAGGUGGGGACGCCAAAAGGCAGUCUGAAUAAUUGCACUGGUUAGAAAAACUGGCUGCCUGAAAAAUUGGUUGGUCACUGUACUUGACAUUUUAGCUACUAGAAUACAUAUUUUGAGCUGAAUGCAGACAAAAAUUUGCUUUUGAAUAACCAAUACCAUGUUUGAUGUUGCAUUUAUGGUUUCGUCACAGCAGGACCCCAUUGAAGUAAAGCAUGACCAACCAAAAUUUACAUUUACUUCAUUAUCAAUAAUUUGUUAUAUCCAAGUUCAUUGUACGAAGGUUUGUCUGUGUGUGUGUUUAUGGAGACAUCAUCUUGCUCAGCUUCCACUGAAACAAUUUCGGACAAGAUAUAUUGCAUUCGACAGAGAAUGUCCAAAUACUAACUUUUGGGAACAGAUUUACACAGGCCUUCACUUAUUUAACAAAAUUAUGUGAAAAAUCUGAAAAUUUCAAGAGAAACAACGUCACAUUUAUGACCCUGCAACUCUGCUAUGAAAACAUAUAUCACAAUAUUAUUAUUUUGUCAGAUUCAAUGCUGACAAAAUUGAUGUUUGGCAUUGCAAUGUAUUAUAUCACUGGUUUGUGAAAGUAACUUCUCUCUAACUCUUGAAAAUGAUGGAAUGCAUCCAUGUAUUUCCAGACGGUUAUUAUUGUCCGACUCUGACGAACUUUACAGAAUUGUGAUAUACAGUAGAACCUCGUUCAUACGUUUAAAAAGAUGUGAGAAAGAAUAUACUAACCGGAAAAACGUACGAUCCGAAGUAGCUAAACAAAUUUGACAGACUCAACUAUUGUUAACAUCUCCAUAAAGCGAAGCGUCACGCCGAUCGCUGCGGCUCGGCUCGAGACGCUUACAUGCGUAGAGCUGGUGCUGCUCUGGCAGCCCGAGACGCGUGUUCUUGCUUUCCAAUUGCGUGGUGUUUUAAGGGGGCGACGGGAAACCGAGACGAAAUCAAGCUGGUGGGCGAUGCCGAAUGCCGCCAAAGCGAAACGCGAUUACCACAUUGCGCAGCCUGCAGCAGGAAACGGCGGCUCGUUUGGCUCGUUUAGAUUAUCGCCUACUAGAAGCGUGCAGUGCACUACCAGUGGCACUAUGCACCACGCGCUGUAAAACAGAUAGGCAAAGAUGCUUAUCGCAGUAGGUUUAGUGGCGACAGCUGUGAAUGUGGCGUGCAACGACUGGUGAUAAUUUUGCUGGUAGCGGAUUAAGAAACUGUGUGCACCGUCGCUUUCGCGUGAGACGGGUGGCUAUAUGCUGUUCUCUAUCGCACAUCCCUCGCGCCUUUUCUUGUUCACAUGGGAUCUAGCGGCCGGAAAACUUAUACGAUCGCAGUCUGCAGCAGGAAACGGCGGCGCGUUUCGGUUAUCGUGCGAUGUGCUUUCGAGGGCACCAUGCGCUGUGAAACAGAUAGGUGAAGAUGCUUAUCGCAAUAUAAUUGGCGGUGAUAGCUGUGGAUGCGGAGUGCGACUACCUGGGCGGAGAUUUGCUGGGGCCGAAAUGGGAAACUGAGCGUGCGCCGGCAUUUUCAUGUGAGACGGGUGGGCGAGUAUUGCGGUGAAGCUACUGCGGCGGGCAGCUAUAUACUGUUCUCGAUCGCGCGAGCCUCGUGCAUUUUCCUGUUUACAUGGGAUCUAGCGACUGGAAAACGUAUCAUACGAUCACAGUUUGGCAACGUACUGACCGUUGGUGCUGAAAAAUUGUGUUUUCUGGGAACGUAUAAACCGGCAAAAAUGUGCGUAAUUCUAUUGGGUCAUUUUUUGUGUUCUUCAUGGGGAAUGUUGACGCCGGGAAAACGUACGUAACAGGAACGUAUCAAUGAGGUUCUGCUGUGUAUGUCUUUGAUGUAAAGUUGCACUUGGCAGUAGAAUAUUGUUUUUAUGUUUAACUGUUUCGUGCCAUUCUUUUUUAACAUUACAGGCCCUAAGUCCUAAUUCUGCUUCCAACAGUCUAUGUAACUUCAGCUUUUCUUUUACAACAAAUUUUAUUCAUAUCAAUUCAACAGUUGCCUUUAUUAGAGCAUUUUGUAUGUAAUAUAAUCAGAAAGUUGGAGUUGUCCUCAAGCUAAGCUUUGUCUUAAAAGCAGUUUGAACUAGCUCAGCUGAUCAUCGGUGAACUCUGCUCAGCAAAGAUGUUUUAGAACUGCGGGAACAAACGACCACAGAGAGAGAGCACACAAGGACAGGCGCCGACUCGCAACUAAUCUUUAUUCCACAAAGACCACAUACAAUUAGGAAUAAAGCGAGUGGGACCGUACCUUCCUACCUACUGCUUGGCGUGCCCAUAUAAGCCGAUCCUGAAAGGAGUGAUUUUGUGCCGGUGCCGAGAUAGCCGAGCGAGAGAGUUAUGCGAGGGGUAUCUUAUAAGAAAGACUUAUAAGAAAGAAGGGACAUGAUUUUGUCAGCGACACCUCAGUUUAUCUGUACAGCAAUGAGUUGAGGUUUAUUGAUGAAUGUAGUUAAGUUGCGUGUUGCUUGCACAGAAAGUUUUUUUUGGUGACUGUGCUUUUUCCGUGCACGCACAGUGGUGUAUUUCUGGGAUGUACUUAUAUGUGGUCUUUGUGGAAUAAAGGUUAGUUGCAAGUCUG
This is a messenger RNA of Dermacentor andersoni, 8153 nucleotides long. Its product is annotated as BTB/POZ domain-containing protein 7. Gene Ontology annotation, biological process: morphogenesis of a branching epithelium. The record is from RefSeq and is a predicted model, not a curated record. NCBI's taxonomy places the organism in Eukaryota, Metazoa, Arthropoda, Arachnida, Ixodida, Ixodidae. Gene Ontology annotation, molecular function: protein binding.